GGGCUGUAAGUGGCGAGGGUAGUGUAGGGUUUGCUGUCUGAACGUUGGAGUUGACAGAAUUACGGCUGCGUUGAAUUAAACCUUCGAAAGUUCUUUGCUGCCGAGAAAAUUUAAAACAAGCAACUGGAGAAAAAGUUUGCAAACUCUUUGGAAAAGUUUGUAGCAACCUUCCAAGGUUCUCUGCUGUCGAGGAAAGUUUAAAAGUCUUUGGAAAAAAUGUUUGAAAACUUUGGAAAAAGUUUUGCAACAACCUUGGAAGGUUUUGGAAAGAGAAUUUAAAGGAAGCCUUUUAGUUUGAAAACCCUUUGAAAAAGUUUGCAAACAAGCUAUGGCUGUUUAUACCCUGACUAGCUUCUCCUUGAUGAGUUUGCUGUCUUUUGGCUACUUGUCCUGGGACUGGAUGAAACCCGACUCGAGCGGGAAGAAGGCGGCAGUGGCGGACGGGGCCGCGGGCAAGCCCCACAUCAUCUUCAUCCUGGCGGAUGACCAAGGCUUUCACGACAUAGGGUACCACAACCCGGAGAUCCGCACCCCGACUAUGGACAGGCUGGCGGCGGAAGGGGUUAAGCUGGAGAACUAUUACAUCCAACCCAUCUGCACCCCUUCCAGGAGUCAGCUUAUAACGGGAAGGUACCAGAUCCACACGGGGCUCCAACACUCCAUCAUUCGGCCGAGACAACCCAACUGCUUGCCCCUCAACCAAGUGACCCUGCCCCAGAAGCUGCAGGAAGCGGGCUACUCCACCCACAUGAUUGGCAAGUGGCACCUGGGCUUCUACAAGAAGGACUGCCUGCCCACCAGGAGGGGAUUCGAUACGUUCUUCGGGACGCUGACCGGGAGCACGGACUACUACACGUACGACAACUGCGACGGCCCUGGGGUGUGUGGCUUCGACCUCCACGAUGGGGAGAACGUGGCGUGGGAGUACAGCGGGAAGUACUCCACUUUCCUCUACGCCCAGAAGGUCGCCAAGAUCUUGGCCUCGCACAGCCCCAAGGAGCCGUUGUUCAUCUACGUGGCCUUCCAGGCCGUCCACACCCCCCUGCAGUCCCCCAAGGAAUACAUCUACCAGUACAGGUCGUUCGGCAACGUGGCGCGUCGCAAGUACGCCGCCAUGCUCACCUGCAUGGACGAGGCCAUCAAGAACAUCACCCUGGCCCUCAGGCGGUACGGUUACUAUGACAACAGCGUGCUGAUCUACUCGACCGAUAAUGGGGCCCAGCCUUUCUCUGGGGGUAGCAACUGGCCUCUGCGAGGUCGGAAAGGAACGUACUGGGAAGGAGGGAUCAGGGGGGUUGGGUUUGUCCACAGCCCCCUGAUCAAGAAAAAGAGGAGGGUGAGCAGGUCGCUGGUGCACAUCACCGACUGGUACCCCACCCUGGUAUCACUGGCUGGGGGCAACCUGACCGAGAGUCCCCCGCUCGACGGGUUUGACCUGUGGCCCACCAUCAGCAGGGGGAAGAAGUCGCCGCGGAAGGAGAUCCUGCACAACAUUGACCCCUUGCACAGUCCGGCCAAGUCCGGCUCCUGGGCGGAAGGUCGGGGUAUCUGGAACACGGCUGUGCAGGCUGCGAUCCGGCUGGGAGACUGGAAAUUACUGACCGGGGACCCUGGCUACAGUGACUGGAUACCCCCGCAGACCUAUCCCAGCCUUCCCGGCACCUGGUGGAACCUGGAACGUCAGAGGCUGGGUCACCGCAGGACGCUGUGGCUCUUCAACAUCACGGCCGACCCCUACGAGCGGGAGGAGGUGUCCGCCAAGCACCCGGCCGUGGUCAGGAAGUUGCUGGGGAGGCUGGCGCACUACGACAAGACCGCCAUCCCGGUGCGUUACCCGGCCGACGACCCCCGGGCGAACCCAGAGUUCAACGGGGGCGCCUGGGUGCCCUGGGCGAGCGAGGACGAGGAGGAUCAGUGGGCCAAGGGCACGGUCAGGGAGAAGACCAAGAAGAAGUCUUGCAAGAUUUGCAAGCUGAAGUCUUUCUUCAAGAAACUAAACACGAGGAUAAUGUCCAAUCGGAUCUAGGAAGAGCUGUGGUCCAUCGAUGGGGGCCCAUUGACCCAACGCUGGGAGCUGACUGGGUGCAAGGUGGACCUUAGACAGUGCCGUGAGGUGCUGAACACAGAUGCUGGCCACUCUGCACGGAUGAAGCAUCCUUCCCCACCCACCCCACCCAUCCCUCCCCCCCUCACUGGGUGGUGCAGUGGUGCAGCCUCACCUCUCCAGAUACCUGGGUUCGAUUCUGACCUCUGUUGCUGUUCUGGGUGGAGCUUGCGCAUUCUCCCUGUGACCAGGUGGGCAUUUUCCCCUGGUGCUCUGGUUCCUGUAGACGCAUGGUGCGGGUUGGUGAGUUCAUUGGGCUGCUGUAAAUUGCCCCGGGUGGGUGAUGGGGCAAAUCAGGAGGUAGUUGAUGGGCUUGUGUGAGGGAAGGGGUCCUGUGGAAAUGAGCAACAAUGGACCUGUUGGAGGAACUCAGCGGGCCGAGCAGCAUCUGUGGGGGGAGGGGAAUUGUCAACGUUUCGGGGCAAAACCCUGGCAGACGGCAAUUCCUUCCCUCCCACAGACGCUGCUCCACCCGCUGAGUUCCGCCAACAGAUUGUUUGUUGCUCAAGAUUCCAGUGUCCUGCAGUCUCCUGUGUCUCCAGGAAUGGAACUGAUGGGACUGCUCUGAGUGCUAGCAUCAGCUUCGAUGGGCUGGUUGGCCUCCUUUUGACAUAGAUAAUUCAAGGACCUAGGAGGGUAAUAGAAUUGUGUAGAUUAAGGGUAUUGUAUAACCAAUCCAAAGCCCUGUGCUAACAAUUGUGAGACCAGAGUUCAGAUCCCACAGUGACACUUAAAUUGUUUAACUGAGUACUUCUGAAGUGGACCAACAAACCAAGGGUUCAGGGGCAACUGGGGAUGGGCAAUAACUGCUGGCCUUGAAAUCACUUGCACCAGAACCUUGGGAAAGAGUUGUUCCAACAAGAGAACUUAUUUCCUCUGUGGGAGAUCUUUGGUACCAGGCCAUUUGUAAGGCUCGGCUUGGUGGGUGGGAACCUGGAUCUCCCUUGUGUGUAAAGAUGUUAAUGUCGGGGGCUCAAAUGAAGUGAAAAACUGAGCCCUUGGUGCGUUAAGAUAAGAUUUCUUUAUUAGUCACAUGUACAUCGAAACACAGUGAAAUGCAUCUUUUGCGUAGAGUGUUCUGGGGGCAGCCCGCAAGUGUCGCCACACUUCUGACGCCAACGUAACAUGCCCACAACUUCCUAACCCGUACGUCUUUGAAAUGUGGGAGGAAACCGGAGCACCCGGAGGAAACCCACGCAGACACUGGGAGAACGUACAAACUCCUUACAGACAGUGGCUGGAAUUGAGAGUCUGUUUUGGAACCAGGAAUGGAUCUAAUUGAAUUGGGCAGAAUUAACAGUCGGAUGUAAAAGUGUGGAUUGAUCAGACAACCAGCAUGGAUUUGUUAAAGGUGGAUAUUCUUUGAAGUAGGAGCAUUGAUGAGGGAGAUGGAUUUCCAAAUGAAAUUUGAUCAGGUCACGCAUUCCUUGAUUGACAUGUUUGGUAUGCAUAUUUCUGUAUAAUACCAUAGACUCUUUGGAGUACGUGUCUGCGAGUUUUCUUUUUGCAAUAACAAAUAGCCCACCCCUCAUCAUGCACAAUGUCAUAUCCCAAAAUCCCCACGAUACAUUUUAGCUAGCCUUUUACAAUUUAUAAAAUGUGGUGGAAUUAAAUGUUUUUGAGGAACUUGCCUCUGUUAAAAUUUGGAGAAUGGCGUAAUUGGCUUGUCAAGAUUGAAGGCCAUGGAAUAAGGGGCUGUAGAAUCAAGGGGCGGAGUAAUAGUGGGGGGUUAUGUUCUGUACUGGAGCGAUGUGCACAUUGGGGUUCCCAGAGGCUGGGACAAGGGUCCCUGCUUCACGUAUGGUAACAUUUCAGAUGAAGGACAUUAAUAGACCAUGGGGAUAUAAACUGGAGUGGGUGAAGAGUUGGCAGGUGGAAUUUAAGUGCUGAGGAAAUGUGAAGUGUUGCAAUACUGUUGGGAAGAAUGAAAGACUAACUUCAAGAGCACAAGGACAAAGAUCAGUGGGUAUAUGUUCAUGGUUUGUUGUAAGUGGUAGGGAGGCUGAGAAAGUUUUAGAAUAACCCUAGGCAGGAUUGGGAGCACAUCGAUUGUCCAGCCCCCACAGAUGCUGCCUGACCCGCUGAGUUCCUCCAGCAGAUUACGUGUUGCUCCUGAUUCCAGCAUCUGCGGUCUCCUGCGUCUCCUUUGUGCUGCUCCACUGCGAAGUCUCUUCAAGGCUGUGGCCACUUUGAAGAAGUUCUCCACCUCUCUUCAGGAGUUGUGUGAGGCGCUUGCUCGCUGCUUCUACCCCA
Molecule: messenger RNA, 4357 nt
Organism: Pristis pectinata (smalltooth sawfish)
Lineage: Eukaryota; Metazoa; Chordata; Chondrichthyes; Rhinopristiformes; Pristidae
Product: arylsulfatase I-like
Exons: 2
Coding region: 329-2026 (565 amino acids)
Source: RefSeq, a predicted model, not a curated record